AUGGUUGGCAACCCCAGCUCGAACGAUCUUAUCCACUGGUCCGACGAUGGCGACUCCUUUAUUGUGACGGAUCAAGUCAGAUUCGCAAAGGAGGUACUGCCAAAGUUCUUCAAGCACAACCUGUUCACGUCCUUUGUCCGCCAAUUGAACAUGUACGACUUUCACAAGGUGCCACAUCUGCAGCAAGGAGUUCUCAUGCCAGAUUCAGAUUCGGAGCACUGCGAGUUCAGUAACCCUCACUUCCAGCGCGGCCAACCAGAUUUGCUACAUCUGGUCGAACGCAAAAAAGCAUCUUCGGCUGUCAACAACGCAAAGACAGGGCAGGAUAACUUGAUGAGCGCAAUUACUGGUGGUGUUGGCGUGGAUGUCGAUGAUGGUGGUGGUUUCGGCGGUGGUCGGGUAGGAGUGGCAGGUGGUGGUGGUGGUGGUAGUGGUGGUGGCGGCGGAGGUGUCAACAAGCGAGAUGCUCUCACUCUGGAUCUGGGACAUAUCGUGAAGGAGGUGAACGCCAUCAAGCGACACCAGGUUGCCAUCUCUACCGAUCUCAGGAAUAUUGAACGGGACCACCAAUCGCUCUGGCAAGAGUCGAUUCAGGCAAGGGAGAGACAUCAGAGGCAACAAGAGACGAUCGACAAGAUCCUGAGGUUCUUGGCGAGUGUCUUUUCAGGAGAGAAGAAACGCGCACUUGUACCCAACAAGAAGGCGAGAUUGACGAUCACAGAUGGAGAGACUGCUCUUCGCAACUCGGGUGUAUCGACUUCAAGACGGUUGGUUGAGGCUGAGGAUGAGGAUGAUGAGGAUGAGGAUCUGGAUGAGGAUGAAGGUGCGGAGGAAAUUGUUCUGUCGGGUAGCAAGCGGAAACGAGGCCAGUCUGAUGCCGGAAACAUCAGCGAGCUCACUCCAGACAUGCUGUCGAUAUUCUCAAACACCAUGCAGACGCCGCAAAAGAAACCACUCGCUACAACCACCACAGCAACAUCGACAACAGGACUGCCCACAAUCCCCACCUUGUCAUCAGCCGCCACUGCUCACAACUUGAUAUCCACCUCACAAAUCCCCGACUACCUCCUUCCCAGCCUUCUGAACUAUGCCCAACAGAACGCCAACAAGGCCAAUAACCUCAACACCACCAACACCACCUCCUCUGCCAACAAUAUCAAAUCUGCUCUUGGAGGAGGAGGAGGAGGAGGAGGAGGAGGAGGAGGAGGAGGAGGCCUUCAGUUCGAUCCCUCGAGCCUAACCCUCCCAACAACCCUCCACCCUAACGUCCUGACAUCCCCAGUACACCACGACAUGCUCCGGUCUAUUUCGAUGGCCAAUGCGCGGGACACGACCCAGAACGCUCAGUCCCUGGCUCCGCCAUUACCUCCACCCAACCCCUCUUCUCUGUCAUCUGCUCUGCUGGCCGGCCCAACGUUCAGUCAGAGCCCUGCUGGCGCGCAUAUCACCAAGGGAGUCGAUCAGAUUACGAUGGAUCAGGAGAGGUUGCAACAGAGUUUGGAUGCUCUUGGACAGCAUGGGCUUAAUAUUGACAACUUUGAUCUGGAUGACGAUUUUGAUGGUGGAGGAAAUUCCUACCUCAACUCCUUCGAUACAAGCGCGUACCCAGACUUGGGAUCGUUCCAGGAUGGGGUUGGAGGCUAUGGUGGGUUCAACCAGACCAACGACACAACAGCCCAAUUCAACCAGCUACAUGAUUUCCUGACUUCAGAUCACGUCGCUCUCCCUGGUGGCUCACCAACAUCUACCACCGCCACCACCACCACGAACUCUGCGGUGCCAGCAUGGUCAAACACCAUGGGCUCCAACAACAAUAACAACAACAACAACCAUAACAGCAGCUUUCAUGUUGGCGCCAAUCUUCGGAUAACAACCUUGGGAGAGGAUGGAGGUCUUGAAGAGCUUCUUGAUCUUGGACCUUCAUAG
Messenger RNA from Linnemannia hyalina, 1926 nucleotides. The record is from the annotation of a GenBank genome assembly. Lineage: Eukaryota; Fungi; Mortierellomycota; Mortierellomycetes; Mortierellales; Mortierellaceae.